CUUUUUGGAAUCAAUUAUUAACACAACAGAGAACAUCAAAUUCUCAUAAACAAUUUCUUGGUUGUUCGGAGAAUCUGCACAUUCUUGAAAAACAUUUAAAUUUUCUUUCUAACGAUACAAAAGAAUAUUAUGUUUUUUCUGAAAACAUGUUUCAAUUUUUUCCAAAUACUGAUGUAGUGCUUGAACUUGUUACUAAUAAUUACGAGAAUUUUAAAGAUGAUCCAGAUAUUGUUACUUCGCUCAUUUACAAUAGUUUCACGGAAGAAGAAUUUAACAAGAUAAAAGCAUUUGCUGAACAACAUAAUAAAUAUUACGAAGAAGAUUUAACAAGAAGGAAAAUAAAAUUGGAAGAACUGAGAAAUAAUUUGCCGAAAUUCCUAGAUGCUUUGAAAAAUAAACAAUCCAUCUUAAAAUAAAUAAUCCAACGACUUAAGCAACGAUACAUCAUAAUAGGAUUUGAUCCACGUAUAAUAAAAUAAAUAAAUAUACAAAUUGUGAAUGUAUAAGAAGGAAUAAAGUUAUUCCAAUAUAUAUUAUU
Messenger RNA from Solenopsis invicta (red fire ant), 538 nucleotides. RefSeq lists its product as uncharacterized. The record is from RefSeq and is a predicted model, not a curated record. The transcript is spliced from 3 exons. Lineage: Eukaryota; Metazoa; Arthropoda; Insecta; Hymenoptera; Formicidae. Bases 147 to 416 code for a protein of 89 amino acids.